AUGAGCGAUCCAGCCAGUGCUGAUGUGGAUGCAAAUGCGGUUGCUCCAGCGGAUGGCAUCGCAAGUGCAGGAAAGAAUGGUCAGCUUGGCGACUUGGAUCGGUUCAAUCCAUUACGUGCCACCGAGGGCGAUGAUGAUGACCAAGACGCAGACGACCAACAACCAAAUCCAUUGGACGAUUCGGAGCUCAGUUCGGCAAGCUACCUCGCGCGGCUCACCGGCGUAGCCUGCUUAGGAGGCUUACAAUUCGGCUGGGAUACUGGUGUAGCUAGUGGCAUGCUCGUCGCAAUCCACGCUGACCUAGGCCACGAGCUGAGCGAAGGCGAGCAGGAACUCAUCGUCAGCGCAACCACCGUCGGCGCAAUCCUAGGCUCCAUCGUCGCCGGCAGGAUGGCCGACUGGCUAGGGCGCAAAAAAGUCAUGAUCGGGAGCGGAAUCCUCUUCCUCCUCGGGGCGAUGGAGCAGGCAGCAUCGCAAGUGGUACGAGAGCUCGUACUGGGCCGAUUGCUCGUGGGGCUUGGUGUCGGGAUGGCAAGCAUGGUGGUUCCGAUUUACCUGGCCGAAGUGGCGCCCACAAAGGUGCGGGGGCGCGUGGUGGGGAUCAACAGUCUGCUGAUUACCGGCGGGCAGGUGGUGGCGUAUGUUGUGGAUGCUGCGUUCUACCACUUGCCUCAUGGGUGGCGGUGGAUGGUGUUAGCGGGUGGUGUGCCUGCUGUCUUCCAGCUGGUGGGGAUGGUCUACUUGGACGAAAGCCCGCGCUGGCUAGUGGCGCGUGGACGGAUCAUCCGUGCUCGGCGGGUGCUGCAGCGCAUCUACCCACACGCCAGUGUGCGCAUGAUCGACCACGAAAUCGACCGCAUCGCGCGUAGCAUGCAAGGCGCCACUUCCUACGACCACGUCGACCCCGACGCACAUCACACAGCCGAGCGCGAGGCAGAACAGCACACGCACCGCGGAACAGCAGCCGACAUCCAAGCCACGCUGGAUCGCAUCACUUCCGCCCAGGCACAACUCACAUCGUCAGCGCGUCAAACCACGACCCAGGUGAAGAGCAAGCUCAGCAUGCUCCUGUACGACCCCGUGCACCGACGGGCGCUCCUGAUCGCAUCCGGGCUGCAGUUUUUCCAGCAAGCUACUGGAGCAAAUAGUUGCAUCUACUAUGGUUCAAGGCUGCUGAUGAUGGCCGGAUUUGUUGCGAAUCCGAAUGCGGCGGCGGUGGGGAUUGCGCUGGCCAAUUUUGGAGGGACGGUGGUGGCGGUUCGGUACAUCGACGCCUGGGGGCGGAGGAAGCUGUUGCUGUACACCACAGCUGCGAUGGCGGUGUUCCUUGCGCUCGUCGCGAUAGGUUUCAGCCAGAUCGACGUCGGCCCCGUCACGGGCACACCUGACCACGCCGACACGGCCGCCUCUUCCUCAACCACACCAUGGCCCUACGCGACCCUGGUCUUCAUGAUCCUCUUCACGCUCAGCUACGCCCUUGGGCUCGGCAUCGUCCCCUGGCUCAUCCAGUCCGAGAUCUUCUCCGGCCAAGUCCGCGGCCUGGGCGCAGGGAUAGCAACAGCGACGAACUGGACGACGAACCUGCUCGUCUCGUCGACGUUCUUACACCUGGUCAAGCUGAUCCAUCCCGCCGGGUGCUUUGGACUGUUCAGUGGCAUGGCGGCGCUGUGCUGCGCGUUCACGUAUGCGCAGCUGCCGGAAAUGUCCGGGUUGAGCUUGAGCGAUGUGGAUAAUGCGUUUGAUCGGUCGGAGAGAUAUCAGGCCGUUCCGUCGGACGAUGUCGAGUAA
Molecule: messenger RNA, 1788 nt
Organism: Sporisorium graminicola
Lineage: Eukaryota; Fungi; Basidiomycota; Ustilaginomycetes; Ustilaginales; Ustilaginaceae
Exons: 1
Coding region: 1-1788 (595 amino acids)
Biological process (GO): transmembrane transport
Cellular component (GO): membrane
Molecular function (GO): myo-inositol:proton symporter activity
Source: RefSeq, a predicted model, not a curated record